Polypterus senegalus (gray bichir) is the source of this 2403-nucleotide messenger RNA. It is a transcript of the gene zmpste24, whose product is annotated as zinc metallopeptidase, STE24 homolog. Bases 281 to 1696 code for a protein of 471 amino acids. Gene Ontology annotation, cellular component: endoplasmic reticulum membrane. Gene Ontology annotation, biological process: CAAX-box protein processing. The record is from RefSeq and is a predicted model, not a curated record. Lineage: Eukaryota; Metazoa; Chordata; Cladistia; Polypteriformes; Polypteridae. The transcript has 10 exons. Gene Ontology annotation, molecular function: metalloendopeptidase activity.
GCGGGCUGCUCAGAAGUGCCGGAGAAUAAACGCAGUGACACAGCGGUAGUCUACCGGCAGUGCCGUGAGCUGUCGUUUUGAAGAACUGGUUUUCAGUUCUCGCUUUAACUUGGCAUUAUACAAAAUUAUAUAACUUCUAAAAGAAAAUUAUUUAUUUAAGACGCACUGGAAGACAAGUCGAUGUUUAUUUUUCCCUCGUGCCUUGCCACAUGUUGAAAUUUGCUGCUUCCUUUUAAUGACCACACGUACUGGCAAGCUUUUGUGAGAUAUUCCCCCGAAAAUGUUGUCAGCAGUAGCCGAACUUUCUGUUGAAAGUAAGAUAUUUUACUCGGUGCUAGUAUUUUCUUGGACUGUUUAUCUAUGGGAGGCCUACCUCGCGUACAGACAGAGAAAAAUCUAUCAAUCCACCGUUCAAGUACCAACAGAGCUGGGCAAGAUAAUGGAUGCUGAGACUUUUGAGAAGUCGCGACUUUACCAGCUGGACAAAAGUUCCUUUGGUUUUUGGUCGGGUCUGUAUUCAGAGGUGGAAGGAACACUUAUUCUAGUCCUUGGAGGUAUUCCUUUUCUGUGGAAAAUCUCAGGCAUUUUGAUAGGUAAUGCAAACUUUGGACCGGAAUAUGAGAUUACACAAUCUCUAGUGUUUUUGCUGCUUGCCACGCUCUUCAGUGCCUUGACUGGUUUGCCAUGGAGCAUUUACAGUACAUUUGUUAUUGAGGAGAAGCAUGGUUUCAACCAGCAGACCCUGGGAUUCUUUCUGAAGGAUGCCAUUAAGAAAUUUAUGGUCACACAGUGCAUCCUCCUUCCUGUCACUUCUUUGCUGCUGUAUAUUAUCAAGAUUGGUGGAGACUAUUUCUUUAUUUAUGCCUGGCUAUUUACUCUUGCUGUGUCUUUGGUGCUGGUAACCAUUUAUGCAGAUUUUAUUGCUCCACUCUUUGAUAAAUUUACUCCAUUACCAGAGGGUGAACUAAAAGAAGAUAUUGAAUCAAUGGCAAAGGAUAUUAGUUUUCCCCUUACUAAAAUAUAUGUUGUAGAAGGAUCAAAACGCUCAUCACAUAGCAAUGCCUAUUUUUAUGGCUUCUUUAAAAACAAAAGGAUAGUUGUCUUUGAUACACUGCUUGAGGAUUAUUCUCCAAUCAACAAAACUACAGAGUCGGAAUCUGAACCAGACGCUGCUUCUAAGAGUGGUGGGGAAAAUGAAAAUGGAGACAAAUCCAAAUCCAAGAACAGGAAACAAGGCUGUAACAAUACUGAAGUUCUAGCAAUUUUGGGGCAUGAACUGGGGCACUGGAAAUUGGGUCACACAGUGAAGAACAUUGUCAUUAGUCAGAUGAAUUCCUUUCUGUGCUUCUUUUUGUUUGCUGUUCUUAUUGGUCGAAAAGAACUCUUCAGUGCCUUUGGCUUUUAUGACAGCCAGCCCACUCUUAUUGGCUUGAUGAUCAUCUUCCAGUUUAUUUUCUCUCCAUAUAAUGAGCUGCUGUCGUUUGGCCUGACUGUGCUAAGCAGAAGGUUUGAGUUCCAAGCUGAUGCCUUUGCUCGCAGCUUAGGGAAGGCGUCCGAGUUGUAUUCUGCCCUUAUAAAGCUAAACAAAGACAACUUGGGUUUCCCAGUAGCAGACUGGCUCUUCUCCAUGUGGCAUUACUCCCACCCUCCUCUGCUGGAGCGACUGCGAGCUCUUAAAGGACUUAAAGAAGAUUGAUAUUACAAGACAGCGUAACUGAAAAGGAGGGACCCCCAUCUCCUCCUCUGGAGAUACGCAUUCCAUUAUCUUGCUGAUUUUUAUCAGUGUAAAUACAGUAAACGGUAAAAAAAAAAGCAAUUCAGCAGUAUGUUCACACAUGUGAUAAUUGACAUUUAAAAAAUGGGUAACACAGCAGAAACAUAUCAUCUAAUGCAUUCAGCAUGAAUUUAAUUAUAGCUCCUUACUUAAACUUGUAUUAGGUCCCCGCGUAUUGGACUUUAAAUAAAGUGGCUGUCAUUUGAUUAAUUUGACGCAGAGAAAAUGCUGUUUAAUCUGUAAGGUGAAUUGAUCUCGACUAUUAUUGGUGUACCUUGUGUUUUUAAUGAUUGAUUAUUAAUUUGUCCCAAAAUGCAGCCUACAUCUUUUUUUAUACAUUUUUAAUAGACUGUUUCUUAAAGUUGCUUAAUGUUCUCUGUUUUAUUUAAUUUGAGGAAAAAAAAUUAAAACAGGAACAAAAUUAACUGAAAUAAGAUUAUUUUUGUGCCUGUUUUGGCUGCUUGUUUUGUGUUGUGAAUUUAUUUUGACUAAAUGUGAAGAGGGUGUGAUAAAAUACGUGUACAGUAUAUACAGAAGAGGCCUUUUCACCAUGGCAUGUAUGUUUUUUGGUUUUUUUUGAAGUUGAUGUAUUUUUUGACACUGUGUCAAUUAAAGUGAGUGUAUUGACA